Messenger RNA from Pristis pectinata (smalltooth sawfish), 3099 nucleotides. RefSeq names its product KH homology domain-containing protein 4-like. The record is from RefSeq and is a predicted model, not a curated record. Lineage: Eukaryota; Metazoa; Chordata; Chondrichthyes; Rhinopristiformes; Pristidae. Gene Ontology annotation, cellular component: nucleus. The coding region runs from base 38 to 1732 and encodes 564 amino acids. The transcript has 13 exons. Gene Ontology annotation, molecular function: RNA binding.
GCGGCUGUCGGAUUGUUCUGGAAAGGACGGAGGGAAAAUGGCGGAGGGCGGAGGACGUCGCAGCAAGUGGGACCAACCGGGGCCCAGCUUCAACGGCACCCUUCCGGGGGUGAUGCCCGCCCCGGUUUCCAUGCCAACAGCGCCCCUUGUCCCUGGGACCGGAGCUCCGAGCUCUGGGGUGGGGUCGGGGUCCGUGACCCCCGCCUCUGGAGCUCUGGACGCAGCGGCAGCAGUGGCAGCCAAGAUCAAUGCCAUGCUGAUGGCCAAGGGCAAACUCAAGCCCAGCCCGAGCGUUCCCGAACAGGUCUCGCUUCCCGGCAAGAUGGGGGUUGGCACCAAAAACAAGGACGACCUGGUGGUGGCCGAGGUGGAGAUCAACGACGUCCCCAUCAGCUGCCGGAACCUGCUGACCCGUGGACAGACUCAGGACGAGGGACCGAGCCCUGUGCCUCACAUUCAAGGCCAGACGCGUGACGUUGUCGACAAGGCGGUUAAUCGAAUUAAAGAGAUCAUUGCGAAUGGGGUGGUGAAAGCCCAGGCCUCUUCUGCCUCCACAUUCAACGAUGCCAUGGUUACCGUGUACCAUCAGCCAGCCCCGGCUGCGCACCCUUCGACGGCCACGACAAAAUCGCAGGCUGGGAUGCACUACGUGCAGGAUAAGGUGUUUGUGGGUCUUGAGCAAACCACGCCAGCCUUUAACAUCAAGGAGAAGGUGGAGGGUCCAGGUGGCUCCUACCUGCAGCACAUCCAAGCCGAGACCGGCGCCAAGGUCUUCCUCCGUGGCAAGGGCUCGGGCUGCCUGGAGCCCGCCUCUGGCAGAGAGGCCUUUGAGCCAAUGUACAUCUAUAUCAGUCAUCCCAAGCCAGAGGGUCUGUCGGCUGCAAGGAAGCUGUGUGAGAGCCUACUGCAGACUGUCCAUAAUGAGCAUUCCCGGUUCCUCAGUCAAAUGAAUUCGUCAGCCAUGCCACCUCAAGGUUACCAGCAGGUCCCAGGAGGAGUUUCCCAGCCGCCUUAUUACCCAGGCCAGGGUUACCACCCCGGCUACCCAAUGAACCCCGUUCCAGUCCAGCCCUCUCCGAGUUCGUACCCGAGGCAGUGCGGUCCCAGUGCGGCGCCCUUCCCAGUGUCGGGGGGCGCACAGCCGCUGGGGAUCCCUGCACAGAAGCCCGCCAUCGGUGGAUACGCCCCGCCAUUACCCGUGAGCACGGCCGGUUACAGCGGGAUGCCGGCCGCGGGAAGACCCGGCCCUCUCCCGCCACCCCAGGGGCACAAGAGGCGGUUCACGGAGGAGAGCGAAGAGGAGUCGGCGCUGCUGGGUUACCAGCAUGGACCCAUUCAUAUGACUAAUUUAGGUACAGGGUCCCCUCAGACUGGGAGAAGCGGAGCUGGUGUGAUCUUCGCCGACUCCUCCGGCAGGGAGAAGGAGACGGACAGGCAGCUGAUGCCUCCCCCAAUGCAGCUCCUGGACAAAGGAUUCCCGCAGUCGGAGGACCACCAGCGGAUGUACGGGCCCUCGGCGUCUCUGGAUCGCCCCGAGGAGCCCCUGGCGAAGAUGAGGAGAGGGAGCGAGCAAGGACCCCGGCCAGCGCCCUACGGCAGAGACCCCGCAGACGAGGAGGAUGAGCUGUCCCGGCAGCGACCUGGCGCGGCGCAGAGCUGGAGUGCCGGCUGCCGCUACGCGCUACCUGCCCAGCGGCCUCAGCAGCAGAUGCCCUUCUGGAUGGCACCCUAGAGACCCCCACCACCCCCUCCAUUCGGCCCAGGACUGAGGGCCAGCAGCCCCUUCCCAGCCUGAGAGUCACUGCAGCCCCGGCGACUGUUGGCAGGCAGACUGGGUUUGUCGCAGCGUGUCGGGGCUUGGGUGUCCAUGUGGUCCGAGGGCGUAGAGUGCCAGAGCUCUGAUGUAUUUGUGCUUGUUGGGGGCGGGGUAGGGGUGGGGUGGAGAGGAGAGAGAGCGGUUGCUGGGGAGCGGUGGAGGGGCAGGGGAAGUUUUCCCAAAGUAUUUAGUUCUCUAAAAGUCGCAAAUUUGCUCUUUUUGUUUGUACUUACUCCUUGUUUAGCUGGUAACUGUGGGGCUGAUGUGGGAGGUGGGGGGACGGCAUAUGGGGGGGGGGGGGGCUGCUUUGCACGAUAUGUCAAGGGGCAGGAGUCCGCUACGGGGCUGCGAAAGGGAGUGGGUUGAGCCCCCUCUGCACUGCCUGACGUUCCCCGAUCACUUGCCCCCUCUGUGCCUGGGGACAGGACUCCCACCCAGAGACGAUGCCCGUCUUUCCCCUUCUGUGGGGGCAAGAGCCAUGGGACGAUGGGUUGUCCCCCUGAUGACAGCAACAAGGGACUCAGUCCUGUUAACUGCUGUCCUGGGGCAGACCGGCCGAGAAACCCACUGAUGUGGGGUGUCCAUGGUUGCCUCGCCCUGUGGGACCCACUGUUGCCCUGAUGAGGGGCUCCCUCGUUGCCACCCUGUUUGCUUGCUACUCACACACGAGUUUGAUCACGUCCCAAGCGCUGGUUACGGGCAGAGGCAGCGAUACUGCGGGCACGCAGAAAGGCUCCUCACUCGCUCAUGGUGUUUCCUCUCAAGCCACCUGUGCUGGUUUGGGGUCCUGUGUUGAAUGUCCAUCCCUCGGGAAAGCACGGGAGCUGGUUAAAGCUGGAGCGCUGCGGUGGUCUUCACUCCUUCCCGAAUCUCUCCGGCAGUGCUGAGAGACACAUCUCGGAUGGAGCACAUCACUGCCCAGUCCACGAAAUACUUGACCAGCCAGUGUCACAGAAGCCCGUGUGCGGGAGCUUGCUGUGCGACAGCUGGCUGCCGUUCCUCUGGCCUUGCAGGGCAGUGCGCCCCAGGUGAUGUUUUGGCGGGGGCAGCAUUAACAGCCAGUCCUGGCCUCGGCCCCUGUUGGAAUAUUAAAGCCAUGCAUGUUCCCCUAACCCAUCUAAGCACCAGUCAGACGCUGAUUGUGGUCCAGGGGAGUGUGGUGGGCUCAGUCUGUGAGAGGGUCAGUUACUGGGUUGUUAUAACCUUCUAUUCUCUGGCCUUCUGUAAAUACUGUGACAAAUAUUUUAUUCUGCCCUUUGUAAAUAAAAUGAAGCUGAACCUUG